This is a messenger RNA of Microcebus murinus (gray mouse lemur), 3063 nucleotides long. It is a transcript of the gene PRUNE1, whose product is annotated as prune exopolyphosphatase 1. Gene Ontology annotation, molecular function: exopolyphosphatase activity. The record is from RefSeq and is a predicted model, not a curated record. Lineage: Eukaryota; Metazoa; Chordata; Mammalia; Primates; Cheirogaleidae. Gene Ontology annotation, cellular component: cytoplasm.
UUUCUCCCUGGGUAUGGCAGUCUGUUGCUGUGUCUCCACAGAGGCAGGGCCAAAGAACAUGAUAUUUGUAUAUUUACUCACUUAAUAUGAAAAAAAAUCCUACUUAUUUCCCUCUGGUACCCUCAGAGGGCUCCUUUCCAGGUCCUUGCUACAUCAUUUUUUAAGUCUAGAAAUGAAACUGGUUGGGCUUGCUAGUAUACAGGUAUGGAAGAAGUCUCAGACUUGGGGAUGAGAGCACAGCAGGACAGAACUAGCAGAGCCAGCAAGCGAUUCAACGCCCCUAUGCUCUGGCUCUUGUUUCCACAACAGGCUUCAGCUUCUCAUCAAUCACCUCCUUUCAAUUUCCAGCUUGGGGAGCAGGAAAAGCUAGUGUGAGACUGACAGUAGGAAAUGAAGGGAUAGAUCAAUAAAUGAGGGAACAUUCGAUAAUGAAGGUCCAUUUAUUUGCAGUACUCUGCACUACCCUGGAGCUGGAAAAUGGCAGUUAAGGGAGGUUGGGACCUAAUUCUACAUUCUGAAGGGUCCUCCAAACUCUACUUAAAGGGCUGCCACAGGAUGAAACUUCAAGCAACUCUGAAGGCUUGAAAGAGUAGUUGGAACAAUUAGUGAGGGAGGGAGCAAAGAGACAAAGUGACAACCAUCCAAGAAAGGAGUGAGCAGAUAUUUGCAGAGGCUGUAGAAAAAACAGCCUACAGAGCAGCAGGAAGAAGCAGCAGGAGUUGUCAAGAGACUGCUGGUAUUAAGUGAAGAAGAGGGGUCAAACAUUAUUCUGUUUUUCUAGCAUAGAAAACCACAAAAUUUGUGGUAAUGGGUCAGUUUGGUAAAGGGGAGAAUUAGAGAAAGGAAGAUGAAGAUCUUUUUGGCCAUGUGUAAUUUAAGAUAUCAACCAGAUGCUUACUGUAAUAUGGAAAGAUGCUACACUUAGCCUGCUCUGAGAAGGAAAGUUUCAGAUGCCACAAAGAUGAGUUAUGGUGACACACAUUCGUAUAUCAAAUGAGUAACCCCUCACUCUUAUUCUUUUCCGCUAAAAAAAAUAAAUAAAUACAUAAAAAUAAAUAAAUAAAAUAAAAUGAUCGAUCCCUUAGAAAAUUCUCCUUCCCUCAACUGCUAAGGACAUUUCGGAGCUCCUGGACUACGUUUCCCACAGCGCACUGCGCCACGCCCACCUUCGCACCUCCGGAAACACGUCCCAGGAGUCUCUGGGCGCAGAGCUCCGCCUCCGCCGCUAGGGGCGGGGCGACGUCGAACUCGGGAGCGCCCGCUUACGCACUUCCGCUAAGGGUCUGAGGCCGAAUCGCCGUGUGGCGGGUUCGAGUCCCGCCUCCUGACUCUGGCCUCUGGCCCUUGAAUCCCGGGCGGGGUGCCUUCGCCUGGUAAAACCUCUCCUCGUUAACAGGCGACCGCAUACCUGGAUCUUCACCAUGGAGGACUACCUGCAGGGUUGUCGAGCUGCUCUGCAGGAGUCCCGACCUCUACAUGUUGUACUAGGAAAUGAAGCCUGUGACUUGGACUCCAUGGUGUCUGCUCUUGCCCUGGCUUUUUACCUAGCAAAGACGACCGAGGCAGAGGAAGUCUUUGUGCCAGUUUUAAAUAUAAAACGUUCUGAGCUACCUCUACGAGGUGACAACAUCUUCUUCCUUCAGAAGGUUAACAUUCCAGAGACCAUCUUGAUUUUUCGGGAUGAGAUUGACCUCCAUGCGUUGCACCAGGCUGGCCAACUCACCCUCAUCCUUGUCGACCAUCACGUCUUACCGAAAAGUGAUGCAGCCCUAGAGGAGGCAGUAGCAGAGGUGCUAGACCAUCGACCCAUUGAGCAGAAACACUGUCCUCCCUGUCAUGUUUCAGUUGAACUGGUGGGGUCCUGCGCUACCCUGGUGACUGAGAGAAUCCUGCAGGGGGCACCAGAGAUCUUGGACAGGCAAACUGCAGCCCUUCUGCAUGGAACCAUCAUCUUGGACUGUGUCAACAUGGACCUUAAAAUUGGAAAGGCAACCCUAAAGGACAGCAAAUAUGUGGAAAAACUAGAGGCCCUCUUCCCAGAUCUGCCCAAGAGAAAUGACAUCUUUGAUUCCCUACAAAAGGCAAAGUUUGAUGUAUCAGGACUGACCACUGAGCAGAUGCUGAGAAAGGACCAGAAGACCAUCUAUAGACAAGGCAUCAAGGUGGCCAUUAGCGCAAUAUAUAUGGAUUUGGAGGCCUUUCUGCAGAGGUCCGACCUCCUUGCAGAUCUCCAUGCUUUCUGCCAGGCUCACAGCUAUGAUGUCCUUGUCGCCAUGACUAUCUUUUUCAACACUCAAAAUGAGCCAGUGCGGCAGUUGGCUAUUUUCUGUCCCCAUGUGGCACUCCGAAUGACGAUCUGUGGAGUCCUGGAAAGCUCCCACUCUCCAUCCCUGAAGCUGACUCCUGCCCCAAGCACCCAUCCCAACCUCCAAGCCUAUCUUCAAGGCAACACCCAGGUCUCUCGAAAAAAACUUCUGCCUCUGCUCCAGGAAGCCCUGUCAGUGUAUUUUGACUCCAUGAAGAUCCCUUCGGGGCAGUCUGAGACAGUGGUUGUUUCCAAGGAGCAGGUGGACAAGGAAUUGGACAGGGCAAGUAACUCCCUGAUUCCUGGAUUGAGCCAAGAUGAGGAGGACCCUCCACUGCCCCCCACACCCAUGAACAGCUUGGUGGAUGAGUGCCCUCUGGAUCAGGGGCUGCCCAAACUCUCCGCUGAGGCUGUCUUUGAGAAAUGCAGCCAGAUCUCGCUGUCACAGUCUACCACUGCCUCCCUGUCAAAGAAGUGACUGUUGGGAGGGCAGGGGAUCGAUGGUAGGUGAGGUUACGUGACCCACCUGAAAUGCAUGUUUUGAGAUGUGUGGAGAUUCGGCAGUUGUCUUCAUUGCUCCAGAAUCUGGUAUACUGUUUCCAUAAAACUGUGAAGAGAAAGAAGUGAAAGAAAGCAGCUGCUAUGAGAAUGGCUUUGUACCUUUUUCCCCAAUUACCAAUCAGACAAAUUUUAUUAUUUAAUUUUAUUAUUUAAAUCUGGGCCAGGCACGGUGGCUCACACCUGUAAUCCUAGCUCUC